CAACCACCACAGAACACCUGAGUGCUCGAAAUGUCCAUAGAGCACUCAUCACCCCGGCAGUCGCGAGGCAAGCCGCGCAAGUCGUAUCGCGUCGAGGACAAAUACUCGUUCCUUGAUGAAGACGAGGACGGCUCUGCGCCCUCUGGCACACAGACACCAGCACCUGGAAACGGCGAUGAUGACGACGGUGAUGACUUCAUGCCAGAUGCCCAAGAGGAAGAGGCUGAAUAUGAAGAAGAGGAUGAUGAUGUGGUAGUGGAACAAGAUGACUCGGCGGAAGAGCAGGUCAAUUCCGACGAAAGUCCUGCACCAACUCCAAAACGCAAUGCGCGUGCAUCAAACGUCGUCCCCGCUACCCCAGACGUCCCUCCCAAACGACGGUACAAUGAUUCCCGAUACAAGGACAUGGCAGACAACAUACCAUCACCCGUCAUAUUCGCCAAAGGUGGCGGCGUCAAAGUACGUGUCGUCGAUGCCGAUACCCAAUUACGGACGCGAGGUAUUCCCGAUUUCGACAAGAUUGGUGGUCAUGAGCCACGACUGAAAAACCUGUUUGGUCCAGAUAGACAUCAUCUUAGACCAGUGCUUGAAUCGAGGGACCAUUGGUUUCCACAAGAAACUUUUCCUAUCCGGAGUUAUAAGAAGAACAAACCUGAUGACGCUGAGGUGGGUAGCCUGAGGAGAAGCUUCUUCGAAACCGAAGGCGCGAGAGAGAAAGAAAAUGAAGUGUUAAGAACAUGGUAUGCCAGUACCGGAAAGUCUGCUUUUGCAAGAGCGCAGAUGACGAAUAUAUUGACUGCGGAUGAAGCAAGACAGUACAUGAUAACCCCAGGAUCGGAAAGUAUGAACGUAUUGGCUGGACCGGUAAACACUCCCCAAGUCAACACCUUGGCAAAAGGCUCAUACAUGAACAUCGCGAAACCCUUCCCGGGAGAUCAAGAGCGACGCGGCUGGCUUUUUAACCUUGGCUCCUGGGUGCAAGAUGCUCAAUGGGCGACGAACGAAGAUUCCAUUACCCAAUAUCUUGCUGUUGCCGUCGAGCAGAGACCUACCGGUGGCAACCAGCCAAAGCCACUGGAGCAGCCAAAAGCGCCUGCAUUCAACUCUACUGAGCCAUUCCCUGCGUCGGUUCAGAUAUGGUCGUUUGAAGCCGACGAUGUAGGCGACUUGGAUGCAUCGAAGGAGCCGCGACUGGAGCUGGUCAUCUGCACAGACUGGGGUGCACCAAAACAUCUUCGGUGGUGCCCGGUAGCUGCUACGGAUAUGACUGAAGAGACGAACGACGCAAGUAGCAGGCAUGUAGGUAUGCUUGCAGGUAUCUGGUCCGAUGGACGAGUGCGUGUCCUAGACAUAUCCGCACCUCCUCAGGCCGAUACACACACUCCUACGUAUCUUCAUGUUUCGCGCGCAGCCUUCGAAGUGUCGUUCCCGCAAACAGUACCUUCAUGCUUACACUGGCUAUCGGGACAUACACUCGCGGUGGCGACUGCAGCAGGCACUGUAGGCAUCUGGUCUUUGAACCGCCCAGGCACACUCAGGUCACCUGACGCCACACGUCAAAGCCCCAGACCCUGGUUCUAUCAGCAAUUAGCAGACACAUACAUCCUGACCAUAUCCUCAGGAUGGCCAUCCAACCCGCAAUUCUUGUCUAUCAGCACCGCAGAUGGUUUUGCGCGUCUCUUCGACCUGCGGAGCCCGAACGCCGACACUACUGCUUCGAUACGAGGCCGCACACUCUGUUUAACGCAAGCAUGGCACGAGCAUACACAAUCCUUCGUCAUGCCUGAUGAACACUACAUACUAAGACACACACCCAUCCGUCGCUACUACCACAACCUCUACAGCAUGCGAUUAGAAAACAGCAUCACACGCGUCGCGACAAGCCCUGUACACCCCGGCGUUCUCAUCGGCGGAGUCGAUGGAGACAUCCAAGCCAGCAACCCUAUCAUGCGUAUUACAAACUACAAAAUCAUGCCAUGGCAGCAAAAAUGGUUUGUCCACGAGUGGAGAGGACCCGUGGACCGGAUGCUAGUCAAGCCUGCUCAGGAUGGAGAUGUCACUAUGGCUGAAGGCGGGCCAGUUGAGCAGCCUGGCAACGACAGCGUACCCGAAUUGCAAGCUGGCGAGCCAGCUGAUGGAACCAAGAAGGUGCCACAAGAAGUACUCUCGCAACCUCUCGUCCGCAUCACCGAAGGCUACAAGGCUGGCCAAACAGGCAUUGCGCACAGUACAUCUGCGAAUGCGACGAAGAGGGGCAAUCCAGAGGUGGGAAGGUCAAUCAGUAUUUUUGAAGAGCUGACCGCUAUCACAGCGCUCGCUUGGAACCCGAACCUGAAAUUCGGCACGUGGGCUGUUGCGGGUAUGGCGUCGGGGUUGUUGCGCGUGGAAGACGUUGGUAUCUAGGAAGGAGAGGUAGAGCUGCUCUUGCGGUAUUAGCAGCUCAGAAAAUGAGACAGAGUGGCUAGGGGCUGUUUGGACCAAAUCACUGUGCGAAUUCGAGAGAACGACGCG
Molecule: messenger RNA, 2511 nt
Organism: Alternaria rosae
Lineage: Eukaryota; Fungi; Ascomycota; Dothideomycetes; Pleosporales; Pleosporaceae
Exons: 2
Coding region: 31-2403 (790 amino acids)
Biological process (GO): transcription by RNA polymerase III
Cellular component (GO): transcription factor TFIIIC complex
Molecular function (GO): protein binding
Source: RefSeq, a predicted model, not a curated record